AUGCAAUCGUCAGGAAAAUCGGGGGGAUUGUUGAGCAUGUGGGAUGUAAACAUCUUUGAGGUGCACGAAGUUAUAAAAUCAAGCCGGUUCUUGAUAACAAUUGGUGAUUGGGAGGGAAUCCCAGAUAACACGAUAUUGGCAAAUAUAUAUGGUCCUCAUGACCUGGAUGAGAAGAAAAGAUUAUGGGAUGAGUUGCUACAGAUUAAAAGGGAGAGGCAAGGAACAUGGAUUUUGUUUGGAGAUUUCAACACAGUUAGAAGAAGAGAGGAGCGUCUUAAUUCUCAUUUUUGUGCUUCCUCUGCGUUUUAUUUCAACAAAUUCAUCUCAGAUGCAGGCCUUCACGAUAUCAGAUUGGGGGGGAGUAAAUACACCUACUGCUAUAACUCACUCAACAAACUCAGCAAACUCGAUAGAUUCCUGGUAUGUAACAACUUUGUCAAUAUCUUUCCAUUUACUUCAACCAUUGCCCUGCCUAGGGAGCUGUCAGACCAUAGCCCGAUAAUCCUUCAAACAUCCUUCGCGGAUUUUGGAAAACCCCCAUUCCGCCUGUUUAAUUCAUGGCUUGACCGAGAAGGUUUUGAAGAAGUAGUUAAAAGCACUUGGAAGGAAUUUGAGGGUUAUGGAGCUCCGAAUAUGUAUUUGAUGGCAAAAAUGAAAUUUCUAAAAAAUAGGAUAAGGGGCUGGCGGGCCACAGACCACCCCAAGGAGGUGAAUGAAAUACUGGAAACUAAAAAAAGAAUACAUGAGCUCGAUCUCCUAGCAGAUGAUCGACUACUUUCAGAAGAAGAGAUUAAUGAAAGAAAGGCAGGAUUCUAA
This is a messenger RNA of Lactuca sativa (garden lettuce), 816 nucleotides long. RefSeq lists its product as uncharacterized. Lineage: Eukaryota; Viridiplantae; Streptophyta; Magnoliopsida; Asterales; Asteraceae. Gene Ontology annotation, molecular function: catalytic activity. The record is from RefSeq and is a predicted model, not a curated record.